This is a messenger RNA of Fimicolochytrium jonesii, 966 nucleotides long. RefSeq lists its product as uncharacterized. The record is from RefSeq and is a predicted model, not a curated record. The coding region runs from base 1 to 966 and encodes 321 amino acids. Gene Ontology annotation, molecular function: acetyltransferase activity. The transcript has 2 exons. Lineage: Eukaryota; Fungi; Chytridiomycota; Chytridiomycetes; Spizellomycetales; Powellomycetaceae.
AUGCCCUCCUCAGCUGCACUACAACCCUCCCAACCCGUCGCCCUCACCACAGAACAACUAACCGCAUACCUCGCCCGUCUACGGCUCCCUCCCACCACAUCCCUCCUCCUGCCGCCGGACUUGCCAACCCUCUCCCUCCUCCACAAAGCUCACUACUUCUCUAUCCCUUUCGAGACCCUCUCCCUUCACUUUGACCCCCACGGCGGCGUUGAGACUGGAAGAGAUCAUACGCGCCCGCCUAUAUCUCCGAACCUAAACGAUAUCUAUGAUAAGAUUGUGAUAAGGAGGAGGGGAGGUUAUUGUAUUGAACAUAAUACUCUCUUUAUUGCGGCAUUGCGGAAACUGGGGUUUAACGUUAGGCCUGCACUCGCCAGGGCCGUGAGGGAUGGGAAGUGGUUCGGCAUCUCCCACUUCAUCGGUCUCGUCCACAUCCCCACCCCCACCGACCCAACACCCACCGGUCCCACCCCCUCAUCCAUCCACCUCAUCGACGUCGGCUACGGCUACCGCGGCCCCGUCCUCCCGCUCCCGCUCUCCGGCCUCCCGCAAUCCCACCCAUCCCAGGGCACGAACCGCAUCACACUCCACACCUCCACCACAUCCUACCCCGGGUGUGAGGACGAUGUGUUUGCGGCUCCCGGUGAGUGGGGCGUUCCUGAUCUGUAUGUGAUGGAACAUCGGGCGAACAAAAGUGGCGCAGAAUGGACACAGCAAUACGCCUUCUACACAACCCCCGUGACACGCACAGAUAUCGAAAUGUCAAACUGGUACAGCUGCACGCACCCAGCGGCGGUGUGGGUGCGGGGAUGUACUGUCAAGAUGCAUGAUGAGCGGGAGGGGGCCACGGUGUUCUAUGAGGGGGCCUUGAAGAGGUACGAUGCUCGGGGGGAGGUUGUGGAGAGUAGGGAGGUUGCGAGAGCGGAGUGGAGGAAGCUUGUUGAGGGUGAGUUUGGGGUGCGGUUCUGA